CCGCGCCUCCGCGCUCCCUGGCCUUCUGGGUAAUGGAGUUUCCGGGGCACUCCGCGCGCCCUCGGUCCCGGCAGCAGAGGCCCCAGGUCGCGGGACCCCCGCCGCUCGGCUGAUCUCCGCGGCGUGCGCGCGGACCCGCCGGCGGGGUCGGAGGCCCUGAGGAUGUCUGCGGCGUCCCGGAAGCCCAAGACGUUCAAGCUGCGCGCCCUGCACGGCCCCCAGAAGUUCGGGGUGGCGGGGAGCAGCUGCCAGGACGUGCUGCGGAAGGGCUGCCUCCUCCUGCAGCUCCCUGUCGCCGGCUCCCGCCUGUGCCUGUACGAAGACGGCGCGGAGCUGACCGCUGAUGACUUCUGGAGCGUCCCCGACGGCUCGGAGCUGGUGCUUCUCACCGCGGGCCAGACCUGGCAAGGCUACGUGAGUGAUCUCCGUCGCCUCCUCAGCGCCUUCCACAAGCCGCAGGAGGGGCUGAUCCAGGCCGCGCGGCAGCUGCUGUCGGACGAGCAGGCCCCGCUGCGGCAGAAGCUGCUGGCCGACCUUCUGCACACCGUCAGCGAGAACAUCGCGGCCGAGACCAGGGCCGAGGACCCGCCGUGGUUCGAAGGUUUGGAGUCUCGGUUCAGGACUAAGUCUGGGUACCUGAGGUACAGCUGUGAGAGCCGGAUCCGGAGCUACCUGAGAGAGGUGAGCUCUUACGCCUCUGUGGUCAGCGUGGAGGCCCAGGAGGAGUACUCCCGCAUCGUGGCCGUCAUGGGCCGGGAGCUCAGGGCGGCGCAGUACCACGGCACCUACUUCGACAGAGGCGCCAAGGCCGGUCGGCGGCUCUGCACACCAGAGGGCUGGUUCUGCUGCCAGGGCCCUUUCGACGUGGACGCCUGUGCAUCCAAACACUCCAUCAAUCCCUACGGUAACAGGGAGAGCCGUGUCCUCUUCAGCACGUGGAACCUGGACCACAUCUGUUGCUGCGGCGGGUCCCUGGGGUCUGAGUUGGAGAAGGGACGAGCGCGGUCCCUCGUGGGGACACCACGCCGCGCCUCCGCAGCCUCCCGGACCCUCACAGGAUGCGCCUGUAGCUCGGGGGCGUGUGUCUUCCGGUGCAGAGCGGUGCCCGCGUUCCCGGGCUGGAAGGCGUGUGUGGUCUGAGUUUCCACGUUACAACGCAGCCUGGGGCGAGCCUGGCGCGGGACAGGCCUGCGUGGUCUCCCCUUCCAGGCCGUGGCGGGGCGGGCCGUGGGCAGGUGGCACAGCCGCUCUGGGGACUGGUCAGGAAGGCCAAUUCUCGGGUCCCGCCUGCAAUUCCCCGGGCUCCGGGGACGGGGGGUGCACAUCGCAGGGAGAAGGGCCGUCCUGGUGCCUGGGCCACGGGGAGGGUGCAGGGUCUCACCCCUUCUGACGGGCACCGAGCGCCUAAAGAUGACGUGUGCCUCUUCAGCUCAUCGGCUGCUCCUUUCUGUGACUCGCUGCGGUGUGGGGACAUGGGUGGUGGGCUCGGUCCCAGGUUUAAGGGGUGGGUCCGGCCAGCCUGGAGCAGAGGGCAGGCCAGACGGCAGAGGCGGGAGCCCUGUCCCCCAACACCGUGGCUUCGAGCAUGUUUUCUCAGUAAAUACGGCUCUUAGGCCUUCCAGCAGGCCGGUGGCUUCCCUGUGCGUCUGACCUCCGGGCUCCUUUCCGAUUUCCGACGCCUGGUGUCCGUGCGGGUCCGUGGGCGGCCCGCGCUCUCCCGCCUGGGAAGACGGCCCUGUAGCCUGGACUGUCGCCUGCUUCUCUGGGGCAUCAGGGGUCCCCCUUCAGGCGUGGAAGGCGGGAUAGCACAGUCUCCGAGCGUCGGCUGCUCUCUGCCUCUUCGGUGGCCGUGGUCCAGCACCUUUGUCCUUGACCGCAGAGCGUGUGCGGGCUCAGGCCUUUCCCUCUGUUCUGACUGGGACUCAGCUUCUUUGUUCUGACAUCCCCCAAAGGGGGUCUGUGCCCUCUGUGGGGAGGGGGCGGCGGGAGCUCUGCACCCGGGGCUUUCCUGGACUCUACCCUGUGGGCCCCUGUCCUUGGCUGAUUUUCACUUGCGUCCUCGUGACCGUAAACCUCGGCUGGGAGGCGGAGCCUGUCGCGCACUCUCAAUCCUGUGGGUGGUGUCGGGAGCCCUGGGCCUUAGAGUUGGCAUCGGCAGAGAGGGUGGUCUCGGGAGCCCUCCCGAGUUGUCAGCUGUCUGUUUCAGAGGCUGUGGCCGGGUCUUUCUCGGGGGUCCUUGCCCACUGCCGUGCGCUCCUCGUGAUGUCGGUGUGUCUGGGUUCCGAGUUUCCUGUCAGCGGGAUUGUUUUUUGUAGAUGUUCUGUGUGUGCUGGCGUGUCCUGUCCCCACAGAGUGGUUUUGCCUUUGUUUCUGCCGCAUGCCCAGAGCUUUCAGUGGCUCCGAAACCACGGAGUAUUGACUUCCUGCUUGGCUCCCACACGAGCGGCGGCGUGAGGUCGGACUGUGUGUCCCUGAAGGGUGAGCCGAGGGUCCUGGCUUUCUGGGUGACUGGAAAUGCUCGUGUUGUUGGUGCUCCCGCAUCCUGUCCCCCGCUGCCUGCCCCUUGGGAACCCCCCAACCCCACGUGGGUCAGGCUCAGCUGUGUGGCUCCAGCAGAUGCCUGACAUGCCCCUGCUCACCGAGGCCUGUUCCCUGGGGAGAGCGCGGCCCCCAGGCCGCCCUCCAGCCAGCACAGCCACAGGAGUUUCAGGAUCAGCGGGAGCCCGGCCACACCCACCCCCACAAGCCCCCGUGGUGGGGCUGGGGAUGCCACAGUAGGUGGCCGAUGGGGUGGCUUUUUCUCCCUCCCCAGAGCCCGGGGCUCCCCGCCACUCCCCUUCCCGCACUCACGGCUGCAGUGGGGUCUCAGUCCCACCUCCCGGCUCUCCCCUUGGGCCCCAUUUUGGACCGUGGCCCUGGUGCACAGCACGGUGGUGGCUUACCCUGCGGGUCAAGUGUGGACGUCUCUGUUUCUGGCAGUGGGGCCCCCUCUUUCUUGUGAUCUCGAGUAUCCACUUCUUCCUUGUGUUUGGCGUUUCUCUGUGCUGUGGGACACGGGUCUGUGCAGUUGGUCCGCCAGCAUCCCUCCUCAUCAGCCCGCAGGCUUCCGUCCUUGCUAGUGCACGGGCCUCGAAUGGCUGGUUUGUAAGUGAAACAGUUUUAUGCCAAGCAGCAUGGACACACCCAGCAUGAGGUUGGAGCUGGACAGACAUUCGGCCCUUCUCCCAACGCUCUCCAGGGAGGACGAGGGGAAGCUUUACUUCUGGGGUUCCGGCAGGCAGGCGCUCGCUCCGGCAGCACCGUGAGGACGGGCAUUGGUGGGGACCGAGGCCACCGGGAUCUACCCCUUCCCCUCCUCCUUCCCGGGACUUAAAGAGGUCGUGGUCCCAGCUGUCCUGCGGGAGACAAGCCAGGCUGCCGCUUCCAGGCCGGGCCAGCGUGCGUGGCUGUGUGCGGUGGUGCCCCAGUGGACC
This is a messenger RNA of Mustela erminea (ermine), 3473 nucleotides long. It is a transcript of the gene DFFB, whose product is annotated as DNA fragmentation factor subunit beta. Gene Ontology annotation, molecular function: DNA endonuclease activity. Lineage: Eukaryota; Metazoa; Chordata; Mammalia; Carnivora; Mustelidae. The coding region runs from base 163 to 1140 and encodes 325 amino acids. Gene Ontology annotation, biological process: apoptotic DNA fragmentation; apoptotic process. The transcript is spliced from 7 exons. The record is from RefSeq and is a predicted model, not a curated record. Gene Ontology annotation, cellular component: cytoplasm; nucleus.